UUAGGCAGUGAUUUGAAGAUACUGCGCAGUGACUCCCACUUCCGCCAAUCGCUAGAUCCGUUUCCUCCAUAUAUAUCAUCUAGGUGAAGCAGUGCAGUCUAGAAAUUAUAGUUGGGGAUAGGGAAAUUAAUGGAGGCUUCUGCGAAUGGUGGUAGCGCUGCGGACGCGGAAGAGCUUCAGCACUGCUCCUACGCGAUGCAGCUGGCUAGCUCGAUGGUGCUUCCGAUGGUGUUGCAGGCAGCGGUGAAGCUGGAGGUGCUGGAGAUCAUAGCCAAAGCGGGUGGUGGCGCCCAACUCUCCGCCUCCGAGAUCGCCGCCCAGAUGCCUACUUGCCGUAACCCCGAAGCGCCGGACCUCCUGGACCGGAUGCUCCGCCUCCUGGUCAGCCACUCCGUCCUGACUUGCUCCAUGGCCCAGGGUGGCCCGCGCUUCUACGGGCUUGCCCCCGUCGCCAAAUAUUUUGUCCGCAACCAAGACGGAGCGUCGUUUGGCCCCAUGCUCUCCCUCAUUCAGGACGAGAUCUGUCUGGCCAGCUGGUUUCAUCUGAAGGCAACGAUUCUGGAUGGAGGCAUCCCAUUUAAAAGGGCCCAUGGGAUGGAUGCAUUUGACUAUAUCUGCAAAGAUCAAAGGUUCAGUGAUGUCGUGAACGAGGCAAUGCUCAAGCACACAACAAUAAGCAUGAAGAAAAUCCUCCAGUCCUACAAGGGCUUUGAGCAGCUCACGGAGGUGGUUGAUGUUGGCGGAGGGCUCGGAAUUACGCUCAGAAUCAUCACAUCGAAAUACCCCCACAUUAAUGGCUUCAAUUUUGAUCUCCCACAAGUGAUCCAACAUGCCCCAGCCUAUCCUGGUGUGGAACAUGUUGGGGGAAAUAUGUUUGAAAGUGUUCCAAAAGGAGAGGCAAUCAUUUUGAAGUGGAUACUUCACGAUUGGAGUGAUGAACACUGCUUGAAGUUGCUGAAGAAUUGCUACAAAGCUCUACCGGACGGUGGAAAGGUGAUUGUAGUGGAAGGAAUUCUCCCGACGACGCCUGAUGCUAGCGCUGCUACAAUAGCGAAUUACGGGAUGGAUCUGGUCAUGAUGACUCAAAACCAUGGAGGCAAAGAGCGCACGCAAGAGGAGUUUCUUGCCUUGGCAACUGGAGCUGGAUUUUCAGGCAUUAGAUUGGAGUGUUUCGCCGCCAACUUUUGGGUCAUGGAAUUUUACAUGUAGAUGCAUGCUCAACAUUAGAACAAGGGUUUGAACUUGCUUUCUGAAUCACUAUUCGAUUAACUCCAGUUUUAAUUGCAUCAAACCAUUUUGGUUAAUCUAUUCUCUUGGAUUGCAUCACCA
Diospyros lotus (date-plum) is the source of this 1329-nucleotide messenger RNA. Its product is annotated as caffeic acid 3-O-methyltransferase-like. Lineage: Eukaryota; Viridiplantae; Streptophyta; Magnoliopsida; Ericales; Ebenaceae. The transcript is spliced from 4 exons. Gene Ontology annotation, molecular function: protein dimerization activity; O-methyltransferase activity; S-adenosylmethionine-dependent methyltransferase activity. Gene Ontology annotation, biological process: methylation. The record is from RefSeq and is a predicted model, not a curated record. Bases 130 to 1209 code for a protein of 359 amino acids.